Messenger RNA from Mauremys reevesii (Reeves's turtle), 1393 nucleotides. It is a transcript of the gene BIN3, whose product is annotated as bridging integrator 3. Gene Ontology annotation, biological process: plasma membrane tubulation; endocytosis; actin cortical patch localization. The coding region runs from base 247 to 1140 and encodes 297 amino acids. The transcript has 11 exons. Gene Ontology annotation, molecular function: lipid binding; protein binding. Gene Ontology annotation, cellular component: cytoplasm; actin cortical patch. The record is from RefSeq and is a predicted model, not a curated record. NCBI's taxonomy places the organism in Eukaryota, Metazoa, Chordata, Testudines, Geoemydidae.
ACCUUCCCUUGUCCCCAAGGGGGUGACACUGAUCUUUCCAGUGUGUGACACAGACCCUGAAAGGAGGCCUCAACAGCCACAAAUAGAGCAGGAAUCCCAGACCACCAUGGGGAUCUUGUCUGUAAUGUUUACAAUGAACUGUCCUUUGUAUUUCUGAGAGAGACAAGGGAAAAUUGCGAUAGAUUUGAAAAGCAGCGUAUUCCCAGGAGAAGAGCGGAUACAGAUGAUUUGUACUUAUGAGAAGAGAUGUGGCGGCCCAGCGUGAAGAACAAUGGGGCAAGCUCCGCUGCCAAUGUGCCAUUUCUGGAGAGGCCUCCUCUGGAGUGGAGUUCAGUCUUCAUUGCCCAUUCAAUUCAAGAGCUGUCUCUUUUCUGCCCUCGGAGUAUGAUUCCGUUCAAGAUUGGGCAGCCCAAGAAACAGAUUGUACCCAAGACGGUGGAGAGAGACUUCGAAAGGGAAUAUGGGAAACUUCAGCAGCUGGAAGAUCAGACCAAGAAACUGCAGAAGGACAUGAAGAAGAGCACAGAUGCAGAUGUGGCCAUGUCGAAAUCAGCUGUGAAAAUCUCUUCAGACCUGCUGUCCAACCCACUCUGCGAGCAAGACCCCAAUUUCCUGGCGAUGGUAACAGCCCUGGACACUGCCAUGAAGAGAAUGGACUCUUUCAACCAAGAGAAGGUGAACCAAAUCCAAAAGACGGUGAUAGAGCCCUUGAAAAAGUUCAGCAGCGUGUUCCCCAGCCUGAACAUGGCAGUGAAGAGACGUGAGCAGACGCUGCAAGACUACAAGCGGCUGCAGUCCAAGGUGGAAAAAUACGAAGAGAAGGAGAAGACCGGCCCCAUCCUGGCCAAGCUACACCAGGCCCGUGAGGAGCUGAGGCCGGUGAAGGAGGACUUUGAAGCCAAAAACAAGCAGCUUCUGGAGGAGAUGCCCAAGUUCUACAGCAGCCGCAUCGACUACUUCGAGCCCAGCUUUGAAUCAUUGAUCCGAGCUCAGGUUGUGUACUACACUGAAAUGCACAAGAUCUUUGGAGACCUGACAGAGCAGAUUGAUGAGCCAGGCCUCACCGAUGAGCAGAGGGAGAAAGAGAAUGAAUCCAAGCUGAGUGAGCUGCGGGCCCUGUCCAUUGUGGCUGAUGACUGACUGCUCUCGUCACACACAGGAUGGAGACUGACUCUAGGUUUGAACUCCAAGACAAGGUACACCGCAACUUUUGAUGAUGGGGGAAAGAGUAAUACCCUGCACUGUACAAGAGCAAGAGAAGGGGAAACCAUUUCUGGCUACCUCAUGCAAUGGGCCUAGUGGUCUUCAGCCAGGUGCUCGCCCAUGGACCUAUUUCUUAGAAAUCUAAAAGUAGUAAACAACACUAAUAAAGAUGCCUUGUUUUAACUGCAAA